Messenger RNA from Eremothecium sinecaudum, 435 nucleotides. RefSeq names its product Ecl1p (gene ECL1). NCBI's taxonomy places the organism in Eukaryota, Fungi, Ascomycota, Saccharomycetes, Saccharomycetales, Saccharomycetaceae. The coding region runs from base 1 to 435 and encodes 144 amino acids. The record is from RefSeq and is a predicted model, not a curated record. The transcript has a single exon.
AUGUCAGCAUUCAACGACUACUGCAUUGUUUGUGAACAAAUGAUCAACAAGGAUCAUGGCGAGCAGGACCUUGUGUACUGUUCCGAAGAAUGUCGUUCCCGGGACACUAAUGUGUCACUGGCUGGGUCUGCUAAAGAACGGCUAUGGCCGGAUACGUCGUUGUUCGCUGUGACUCCAGAUACCGUUGCUUCACAAUAUUCUUUUGGUCAGCGCGCCUAUUCUGACUGGGAAGGGCGAGAAAGCUACUUAUCGGAUAUGGAAAUGGCUACGCUCGCAACUAAUACUGGACUUGUUUCUACAGAUACCACUCGAUGGACGCCGAGAGCAUUUACGGAUGAUUGCAUGGUUGGGAGGUUUGGUGACGGACGGGGAACGUGUAAAGAUCCCGCUGUUAGUAAUUAUCAGUUAUGGCUUAGCUGCAGAAUGAGGCAGUAA